AUGUUUGACCAUCAUGCGCCGUGGAUUAUGGUUGGCGAGGCAUCCGAAACCGUGUCCAUUUUGGAGCGGGAGUGCUUGGCUCAGGAUCAUGCUGGCUCAGUUCGCAUAGCCGACGCCGAAAGCAAAGCAGCAGAGAUCAAGCUGGAGAAGAACUCCUUGAUCCGGGCUCUUCCGGCCGAAAGGGAACGGCACCUACUCCAACUUUGUCAGCGCCGACGCGAGUUGGAGCUGGAGGUUCAUGCGCAGGUUCACGAUGCUGAGCAGAGAGCGCUGUCAGAGGAGCAAAGUCUCGAGAUGGUGCAAAAAGCAUUGUCUGAUGCCAAAGCGCUACACUCCAUGAUGCAGCGCCAGGUUGCAGAGUUCUCCGCUCAUGCCAAAGACCUGAGCUGUCAACUUGAGCAGCGAGUGCGCGAGGCAGAGCAUUCUGGAAGCUUCUUGGCCAACAGAGUCCGAUCUGACGGAGACUGUCGAAAGCAGGCUGCAGAGGACUUCGCCAAAGACGAAGGAACUCGCAUUGCCGCCAUUGCGGCCUUGCCCCGGCCUGAUGACUCGAUUUGCGCGUACAGCGCGUACAGCGCACACGAGUCCUUGGUGCCCCGAGUGGCUUCCGCGCACUGCGGAGGUAUGCCGGACCCGCAAUUCACCAGUGACCAGGUGGCUGAGGUGCUCGGCCGACUGACAACAGUUGCUGCCGAGCGGGGCCUUCCAGCAACAGAGACGGCUGGGAGCGCGGAGGACUUGCCGGCUAGAUGGCAGGCCGUGGUUGCGGCAGCCGCUGUGAACCCGGAGCUGGACCCGGCCAGCCUCGAGCAGCUCCGUGCUAUAUACAACUUCAUCGAGGUUGGAAGCCGCUUCUCUUGA
This is a messenger RNA of Symbiodinium sp. CCMP2456, 861 nucleotides long. The record is from the annotation of a GenBank genome assembly. Lineage: Eukaryota; Dinophyceae; Suessiales; Symbiodiniaceae.